Molecule: messenger RNA, 1434 nt
Organism: Prorocentrum cordatum
Lineage: Eukaryota; Dinophyceae; Prorocentrales; Prorocentraceae
Source: the annotation of a GenBank genome assembly
AUGACGCUCAAUGUCGACAGCCCGUCCCCCGCCAAGCAACAUGCCGCGGCGUCGUCCACUGCAUCUGGGCCCGCGGUCCAGCUCUCGCAGAUGCUGGCCGAGGAGGGGGCGCCCGCUGUGCCUGCGAUGCCCUCGGCUGCGGAGGAGGACGAGGUGCGGCGCGCGGGUUUCGCGGGCAGCGAUGGCACCCUCAGCUCGGGCGCUGAUGCCGCGCGCGCUGCCGAGGCCAGGGGUCGAAGCCGCACGCGAGGGCAGCGCUUCCCCCAGAAGCGUCGCAACAAGCGGUCGGUGCAGGCCGCCUCGCGCCGCCGCGACAUUUUGGCCAAGGCGCGGAAGGCGCGCAAGGCGGCCCAGGCCAAACGCAAGCGCUUGGAAGCCACGGGCGUGUUCUACACGCCCAAGCGCCAGCGGGUGUCCCGCGUGCGGCGCGGCAGGUCUUCCUUAGCCAAGAUCUACACGUACGAGGACCUCAGGGCUCUGAAGACCAAGGAUGCUUACGACUUGAUGGUCCAGGCGGGGUACCUCGGCGACCCCUCCGAGAACGUUUGCCCCAGGUGCGGAUGGCCAUUGGGUUCGGUGAUUCACAGGGGCGAGAAGCGGCAUCCAGUCCAGAGGUGUCAGCGCAAGGCCUGCUCGUCGUCCUCGGUGCAGGUGAAGGUCACGAGCGGCACGUGGGCGGAUGUGGAAGUGCCUCUCCCGAAGCUGGCGGGCGUCGCCUUCCUGUCGUGCGGCGCCCUGACGUCCCGCAUGAGUACAGCCGACAUGGCGCUGAUUGCCAAGAUGGGCCACAAGCAGUGCGAGGCGGUCAGGCAGAGUUUGCUGGAGAUCGUCUCGGCUGCUUCGAGGGAAGAGCAGAAGUCGAUCGUGCUGAGCGGCCAGUGCGAGACCGACGCCACGACCCUGCGGGUCGUCCAGCUCAAGAACGGGCGCAACAUGCACAUCCGCGUGUUCGGCAUGUGCAAGCGCGGAGACCACGAACACGCCGUCGUGCACAUGCUGCCGCCCUUCUAUGCGGUCCGUGGCGGCCCGACGCGCCCCGAGAGCACGGAUGAGACCGCGCCGCUGAUCUCAGCUCACACGGGGGCCGACGUGCUGAUCUGGCACACAGACGGAGCGCGGUGCUACCGCCGCCUCGAGAACCACACGAAGGUCAAGCACGCCAAGCGCAUCUGGGCGACUGUCAAGACGCUGACCCUGAGCGGGGGCGACGUCCUGUGCUGCUACGGCGGGACGCAGCUCCAGGACGGGCUGUGGUCGCACGUGAAGAACGUCGUCCCAACCACGAUGAACACGUACAGCAAGGAGUCGCAGGCGCAGCUCGAGAACUGGGUGCACUUCUGGGCGUGGCGCUACAGGCGCGCCAGCUGUCCAGAUAUGUUUCUCGAGCUCGGCUCGGCCGUCGCCAUGGCCAGGUUGAAGGGCCACGUCUGGUGA